UUGCGAAAGCAAUGCAGAAGGUAGGGGCGGGCAGUGAAUGGGAAAGGAGGAAGACUGCUGCCCAGUUGAGCAUCCAGGACUGGACGUUUCCUGAACAAGUCAGAAGGACGUACCCUCAACAUGUGGCUGUACUUGGCAGCCCUUGUGGGCCUGUACUACCUUGUGCGCUGGCAGCGGGAGAGGCAGGUGGUGAGCCACCUCCGAGACAAGUACGUCUUCAUCACGGGCUGUGACUCUGGCUUCGGGAACCUGCUGGCCAGACAGCUGGACAUGCGUGGCAUGAGGGUGCUGGCUGCGUGUCUGACUGAGAAGGGGGCCGAGCAGCUGAGAGCCCAGACGUCAGACAGGCUGGAGACGGUGACUCUGGAUGUCACCAAGACGGAGAGCAUCUCUGCAGCUGCCCAGUGGGUGAAGGAACACGUGGGAGACAGAGGACUUUGGGGCCUGGUGAACAAUGCAGGCAUUAUGCCCCCAAUUACAUACUGUGAGUGGCAGAAAACUGAGGACUGUGUGAAUACCCUCAAAGUGAACCUCAUUGGGGUGAUCCAGGUGACCUUGAGCAUGCUUCCUUUGGUGAAGAGGGCUCGGGGGAGGAUUGUCAAUGUCUCCAGCAUUUUGGGAAGAAUUGCCUGCAUGUCUGGAAUCUACUGUUGCUCCAAGUAUGGGGUAGAAGCCUAUUCGGAUAGUCUGAGGCGUGAGCUUCAACAUUUUGGCGUGAAAAUCAGCAUAAUUGAACCUGGUUACUUCAAAACAGGAAUGACAGACAUGAACAAGACCUUAGAGAAAAUGAAGCAAACCUGGGAAGAAGCCCCUGAACAUAUUAAGGAGUCCUAUGGACAGCAGUUUUUUGAUACCUUUUACCAUGGUAUCAAACAAGGUCUGUUGGGACCUUGCACAAACCUGAACUAUGUUACUGACUGCAUGGAACACGCUCUGACAUCUGUGCAUCCUCGUACUCGAUAUUCAGCUGGAUGGGAUGCUCAAUUUUACUUCAUCCCUUUAUCUUAUUUACCUACAUCACUGGCAGACUAUAUAGUGACUCGAUCUUUGCCCAAACCAGCCCAAGUAGCAUAAAAAAACUGGUUUGGUGGCUCUGGGAAUGAAGAUAAAAGUCAAUUAGUUGUUAGUGUCUUAGGAAUCCUUAUUUAGAACCCAAAAUUUCUGUCACAAUAAUCUUUCUUGCCUAAACUCAUUUAUCUGACAUUAUCAGAGAACCAAUAUGUUUAUAUUUCAGAUAUUCAAGGCUAACUACUUUAGGUGAUUUAUCUUUAUAAUUUUGACCAUUUUUUUACAAGAAUAUUUCAAGAAUGAAUCAUUCUUUCUUUCCCUAUCAAACAGAGUAGAGUGAGAACAAUUUAACUUGUUUGGGUGUCAUUUAUUUAUGUAUAUGAAUUGUUCAUAACCUGUUGCUCAGAGACUACUGAGAAAUAUAUGGGUCUGUUUAUCCUUACUUGAACUGGGUCAGUACUAUGGUGCUUUUAAUAAAUAAUUGAUUUUUCUUUUUCUUC
Microcebus murinus (gray mouse lemur) is the source of this 1508-nucleotide messenger RNA. Its product is annotated as 17-beta-hydroxysteroid dehydrogenase type 6. Lineage: Eukaryota; Metazoa; Chordata; Mammalia; Primates; Cheirogaleidae. Gene Ontology annotation, biological process: steroid metabolic process. Gene Ontology annotation, molecular function: oxidoreductase activity. Gene Ontology annotation, cellular component: intracellular membrane-bounded organelle. The record is from RefSeq and is a predicted model, not a curated record.